UUUGUGCGGAAAUCGUAGGUAGAGAUGAGGGGUGGUUAAUGGGGAAUGGCGUGGGUAGGCUGCGUGUCUGCGAUCGCACAAGUGCCAGAAUGUUCGGAUGUAUACCAGUACGUCCGUUGAACAGCAACGUGAUAAAAUCCCUUUUGUUUUUAUCUUGACUUGAGGUUGCGAAGGCCAAUCGAUACAAGCACAAAUGAUUGAGCCAUAAUCCAUCCAUCCGUCCGGCCGAUUCCAAGCAGGCGGUCCGAGUUGGAGAACAAUUUGUUGCCACCUCCAUCUCACUCGCCUCGCAUCUCCUGAUCUCCAGAUCAGCUGCCCCGUGGGGCGCCUCCAAUCCAAUCAAGCACGGCAAACAUGUGGCUCCCCAGUCCCCCUCGCCGUGGUUGGUUUCUUGGUUUGUUCACUUCUUCUCUCGCUUGCCCCGCCGACUCGUCUCCUGUGGCCGCGCUGUCUUGUGAGGGUGUCUGACAGGGAGGCUUCCCGAGGGAUCCAGAUUGGUAGCCAGCGCUAGUCCACCGCCGGCGCCUCCCUUGACUCCGAGAUUCUUGCGAGGAACUGGAAGAGAUCUGCCCAUCCGUAUAUCUAUAAUCGGCGGAGGAAGACGCAUCACAUAAACGAGGUGGAAGGAAGCUCGGAGAAGGCAAGCGGACAAGGGGGAGUGGAGGUUCUGUCCGGGACCGGGAAGCGCCUCCGCCGGCGCGUCUGAAACUCCGGGUUGGUCUUCCCGUGCGCGAUCCUUGCAACGAAUCAAUCGCCGUGGUCGACCAAUUCAGCAUUCCAGUUCUCAGCCAUGGCCGUGGACACCACCGAACCAGAGUGCUGGCUCAACUGGAGGUUUUUGCUAUGCGCGCUCUGGGUGUACUCCUGCAUGGCUUUGGCAUGCUUCUUGAUUUGGAAGUACGAGGGGCCCAGUUCACGGGACAGCAAUGGCGAUGACGGCGGAGACAGAGAGGAGGCGCCGUCCCGGGCCGGACCUGGAGUUGUGUAUCUUGAAGAUUGCUGGAAGCCGUGCCUUGAGGAGAUCCACCCUGGCUGGUUGCUGGCAUUUCGCCUUGUGGCCUUCUUCAUUCUGGCUUCGAUUCUUUUGGUAGACAUCAUCACUGAUGGAUGGAGUAUCUUCCUAUACUACACACAGUGGACGUUCUUGCUUGUCACCUUAUAUUUUGGGCUUGGCUCGCUGCUUUCAAUUUAUGGAUGCUAUCAAUAUGCUUACAAGACCAGGGGAGAUGGAUCUGAUCUGAUAGGAUCUGGUGCAGAUCGUGGCUCAUAUAUCAUUGCUCCAACAGUGGAAAGUGCAUAUGACCAUGUAAUCAAAAGUCCUUGUUACAGUAAAACACAUGGAGGACAAGAAAUUGCAGGAUUUGGGGGUUACCUCUUCCAAAUUAUGUUUCAGACAAAUGCAGGUGCUGUGUUGAUUACGGAUCUGGUGUUCUGGCUUAUUUUGUACCCUUUCCUUGCCCACAAUGAAUAUGAGAUGAAUUUUAUUCUGAUCGGCACACAUUCAAUUAAUGUUGUCUUCCUAGUUGGUGAUGCUGCUCUAAACAAAUUGCAUUUCCCGUGGUUUAGGAUAGCAUAUUUCCUGCUGUGGACAGGCCUUUUUGUUAACGUUCAAUGGAUCAUCCAUGCUAACGUGUCAAUUUGGUGGCCUUACCCAUUUCUAGACCUGACAUUCCCCGCAGCACCUGUAUGGUACCUGGUGGUGGCAUUGCUGCACUUCCCGUGCUACGCUCUCUUCACCCUGGUCCUGAGGCUGAAGCAUUUUGUAUUGGUGAGCUGGUUCCCUCAAACUUAUGUUAAGUAAUCAAAUAGUGGUAGCUGGCUGUUCGUAUACAACCUCCUGGCUCCAGCGAAAUCAAGCCGGAUAUUCUGCUUACUCUCCACACCUCGAAAUCGCAUUGUUUACAAAGUAGAUUACACCUGUCGCUCGACAGGUUUCCCUCAAAGUGGACAUGUAAAUUGGCAAAGCAUGUUCCAAAAUUUUUGAGAUCAACAGCUUAUUCAAACCAGCUGUUGCCUCCAGCAUCACACCCAUUUCCCCAAUGGAGAUGUGUGUACAGUCCAUCAUAUACAUGCAUUUUUUCUUCAACAGCUUCCAUGACUCGUA
Panicum virgatum (switchgrass) is the source of this 2104-nucleotide messenger RNA. RefSeq lists its product as uncharacterized. Bases 791 to 1801 code for a protein of 336 amino acids. Lineage: Eukaryota; Viridiplantae; Streptophyta; Magnoliopsida; Poales; Poaceae. The record is from RefSeq and is a predicted model, not a curated record. The transcript is spliced from 10 exons. Gene Ontology annotation, cellular component: membrane.